AUGGGAAAGUACAACCUAACCGCACUGCGGGUUCGACAGACUGCUCUUCGACAGAAAGCAAGCGCGAAGAUCGAUAAAUUGCCGGAAUGGGUUGAUAUCGUUGGUGAUAUACCUCCAGCGCAGGUCGUUGUCCGUCAUCAACCUAUUCAGCAUGAGUACUUCCGGCAGCGAAUCAGGACAGUACCUGGCACUUCCAAGUCAGAAGUCUUCUUGGAGAGCGUCCAACAGAAAAAGAUAAGCCAUAACAAAAAACCCAGCAAACUUUUCCAACCUUUAAAAAUCAAAUACGAGGAAGACCAACUUCGAAAAGAGUUCUUCCGCGACCAUCCAUGGGAGCUGGCAAGACCGCGAAUCGUGCUGGAAAAAAGUGGGAAAGAUUUUGAGAAUUACGACUGGAGCCGACUACAACAACCGGGCAGGAGAUUGGAUGGUGAAAGCGUGGUACAACGACAACUAUGGCUUCUCAAUAACGUGCCCGACAUGACGAAAACUGCUGCAUAUGAUAUUGCCCGACGAGAAUUCUACCGCCUUCGUCUGCGACAGGAAAUUGAACAAAGGGUGGCGGCAGAAGAGGCGGAGGCAACGGGCGCUGUGUUUGGAACUCGUAUGUUAGACGUCUCUAUGGCUCUGGAGGGCAAGGUCUUUGAAGACUGGAAAGUGUGGGCAAAGACUCAGGCCCAGAUUCUCGACCAGAGACAAGCAGCAUUCGUUGGCGCCCCAGAAGUUGCUAUUCCUGCAGAUGAUAGUCGAGUGAGCGCUAUCGAGGCAGAGGUCGAAGUGGACGCAGAGCCGUGA
This is a messenger RNA of Talaromyces amestolkiae, 795 nucleotides long. RefSeq lists its product as uncharacterized. Gene Ontology annotation, cellular component: mitochondrial small ribosomal subunit. The transcript has 2 exons. NCBI's taxonomy places the organism in Eukaryota, Fungi, Ascomycota, Eurotiomycetes, Eurotiales, Trichocomaceae. The record is from RefSeq and is a predicted model, not a curated record. Gene Ontology annotation, molecular function: structural constituent of ribosome. Bases 1 to 795 code for a protein of 264 amino acids.